Echinococcus granulosus is the source of this 2289-nucleotide messenger RNA. Its product is annotated as AFG3-like protein 2. Gene Ontology annotation, molecular function: ATP binding; zinc ion binding; metalloendopeptidase activity. The coding region runs from base 1 to 2289 and encodes 762 amino acids. The transcript is spliced from 12 exons. Lineage: Eukaryota; Metazoa; Platyhelminthes; Cestoda; Cyclophyllidea; Taeniidae. Gene Ontology annotation, biological process: mitochondrial protein processing; protein-containing complex assembly. Gene Ontology annotation, cellular component: m-AAA complex; membrane. The record is from RefSeq and is a predicted model, not a curated record.
AUGCCUUUAGCGUUUCGGCUCGCUGGGUUGGCGCUGUGUCGGCCUUCGAAACCUCUUAAUGUUCAGUGCAAGCGUUAUGCUUCUGUCAGCUUGAGUACUUCGGGUUUUCUUCGACGUUUACCCUGGCGUCGUCCAAUUUCACUCUGGAGAUUCGCAGAGAAACAGGACUCCAAAAGGCCUGACGUUAAACCGGCGUCAUCUAAUCCUAAAACCAGGAUUGAAUUCCAAUUCUCCUUUGGUAGCGGUAGUGGCGGCAGUCCCAAGGGAUCCCAGUCACCGAAUUCAUGGAAUAUUGGCCCUUGGAUUGUCGCAGGAAUCGUUGGAGUGGGUGUCGUGAUGGGCUACAACGCCUCGAGGUAUCAAAAGGUCUCCUGGAAGGAGUUUGCGGAAAACUUUCUGCAGACCGGUCGCGUUAACCACCUGGAGGUUGUGAACAAGGAGUGGGUACGUGUUUAUCUUCAGCCCCCGGGUGUCGGACGCGGUCGCGAUGGUGAGUCGAGCGAUGCUUAUGACAGUUCCCUCGCACUCUCUACUCCCUCCACCAGUUCAAACGAGUCCAUCUACUGGUUUGAGAUUGGUGCUGUCGACACCUUCGAACGAAGUCUUCGUGAGCUUGAGGCCAACCUUGGUGUGGAUCCCAUCAAUCGCGUUCCUAUCAAUUACAAGACACAAUUCAAACCAUCGGACUUCCUCUAUAUGGCAUUUUACGCAGCUUUGAUUGGUGCGGCAGUCUAUUCCUUCCGUUCCACUUCUGGUGGUGUUGUUCGCAAACCCGGAAUGGGUUCGAGUCUCUUCAACUUUGGACAGUCCCCUGUCCGGCUGAUUGAGAAGGACAAAAUUGGCGUGAGUUUCUCCGACGUCGCGGGUUGUGAGGAGGCCAAACUGGAAAUAAUUGAAUUUGUCAAUUUCCUCAAGAAUCCCGGUCGCUACGAGGCACUUGGCGCCAAAAUUCCUCGUGGAGCUAUUCUUAAGGGUCCUCCCGGGACAGGCAAGACGCUGUUGGCCAAGGCGACGGCGGGCGAGGCCAACGUCCCCUUCCUUUCGGUGUCAGGGAGUGAAUUUCUCGAGAUGUUUGUUGGUGUCGGUCCGAAGCGCGUGCGCGACAUGUUCAGUCAGGCACGCUCCAAGGCACCUUGCAUUCUGUUUAUCGACGAAAUUGAUGCUAUUGGUGGCAAGCGCUCUGGCUCCUCCUUUGGUCAUCAGGAACGGGAGAACACACUGAAUCAGCUCCUUGUCGAAAUGGACGGGUUUACAACUCAAGAAAACGUUGUGGUGCUAGCUGCCACCAACCGAAUUGACAUUCUCGAUCCUGCGUUGCUGCGACCGGGUCGUUUCGAUCGUCAAAUCUACGUCUCCCUUCCAGAUAUUAAGGGACGUGCUUCUAUCUUCAAGGUUCACUUGAAGCCGCUGAAGUCGAAGCUGGACAAAGUGGAGGUGGCGCGUCGCAUGGCGGCCCGCACACCGGGCUUCUCGGGCGCGGACAUCGCGAGUGUUUGCAACGAGGCCGCCCUUAUCGCGGCUCGUGAGGAUGCGAAAUCGGUUGACCUCAGCCACUUUGACGCCGCCAUCGAUCGGGUCAUUGCGGGACUGGAGAAGAAGAGUCAGGUGCUGCAGCCGGACGAGAAGAAGACGGUGGCCUACCACGAGGCAGGGCACGCGACAGUGGGGUGGUUCCUGGAGCACUGCAACCCUCUUCUUAAGAUCUCCAUUAUCCCUCGGGGGAAGGCGCUGGGCUACACGCAGUACCAGCCACGCGACGCAUACCUUCACACUCAGGCUCAGAUGCUCGACGAGAUGUGUCUUGCCCUUGGCGGCCGUGCCAGCGAACAGGUCUUCUUCGGCAAGGUCGGCUCCGGUGCUAUGGACGACCUCCAACGCGUUACUCGCUCCGCCUACGCUCAGGUUGUUCAACUGGGUUUCUCUCCAAAAGUCGGAAACCUCUCCUUCGAUCUACCUCAACAGGGUGAGCCAGUUAUGACCAAGCCCUACUCGGAGCACACUGCUCAAAUAAUCGACGAGGAGGUGCGGGACCUGGUUGCUAGGGCCUAUGACCGGACCCUCAAGCUUGUUGAAGAGCAUAAAGGUCACAUUGAGGCGUUGGCGCUUCGACUUUUGGAGAAGGAGCAGCUUCAGAAGGAAGAUUUAGUGGAAAUUCUUGGUCCACGACCCUUCCAGGAGAAAAGUACCUAUGAGGAACUUGUUGGGUCUGGUCCACUUGAUGAAGACACUGAUCUUCCACCUGGGCUUAAGGAUUGGAAUAAGGAACCUGACCCUCAGCCUGAUACUUGA